Messenger RNA from Nerophis ophidion (straightnose pipefish), 2375 nucleotides. Its product is annotated as neuritin-like. Gene Ontology annotation, biological process: neuron projection extension; nervous system development. The transcript is spliced from 3 exons. Lineage: Eukaryota; Metazoa; Chordata; Actinopteri; Syngnathiformes; Syngnathidae. Gene Ontology annotation, cellular component: plasma membrane. Bases 1368 to 1817 code for a protein of 149 amino acids. The record is from RefSeq and is a predicted model, not a curated record.
UUUCCCGACAAAAGUUUUAAGAGCUAUUUACUUAUUUAAAUUUUUGGUUUUACAUCAUAACUUAAAUUUUAGCAUGAGUAAUUGUAUCUAGUCUAUUUGAAUUUAAACAUUUUAGACUUGAGAAAAUAAUUAUUGACGAUGGAGGGAUGAAGAGAUGAUGGAUGGAGGGUUGAAGAGAUGAUGGAUAAAGAGAUAAUGGGUGGAGGAAUGAUAGACAUAGAGAUGAUGGAUGAAGAGAUGAUGGAUGAAGGGAUGAUUAAGAGAUGAUGAAUAAAGAGAUUAUGGGUGGAGAUGAUGGAUGGAAGGAUGAUGGAUGAAGAGAUGAUGGAUGGCAGGAUGAUGAUGAAGAGAUGAUGGAUGGAGGGAUAAUGGCUAGAUGGAUGAAGAAAUGAUGAAUGGAGAGGAAAUGGAUGGAGGGAUGAUGGAUGAAGAGAUGCUGGAUGUAAAGAUGAGACAUGGAGGGAUGAUGAUAAAGAGAUGAUGGAUGGAAGGAUGAUGAUGAAGAGAUGAUGGAUGGAGGGAUAAUGGCUAGAUGGAUGAAGAAAUUAUGAAUGGAGGGGAAAUGGAUGAAGAGAUGGUGGAUGGAGGGAUAAUGGCUAGAUGGAUGAAGAAAUGAUGAAUGGAGGGGAAAUGGAUGGAGGGAUGAUGUAUGAAGAGAUGCUGGAUGUAGGGAUGAUAGAUGGAGAGAUGGUGGAUCGAGGGAUGAUGGCUGAAUAAAUGAAGAAAUGAUGGAUGGAGGGAUGAUUGAUGAAGAGAUGAUGGAUAGGUGGAUGAGGGAUGAUGAAGAGAUGAUACAUGGAUGGGUGAUGAUGAAGAGAUGAUGGAUGGAGGGAUGAUGAGAUGAAGGAUGGAGGGAUGGUGGAUGACGAGACGAUGGAUGAAGAGAUGAUGGCUGGAUGAAUGAAGAAAUGAUGGAUGGAUGGAUGAAGAGAUGAUAGAUGGAGAGAUGGUGAUGAAGAGACGAUGGAUGGAGGGAUGGUGGGUGAUGGAUGUAAAGAUGAUAGCUGGAGGGAUGAUGAAGAUAUGAUUGAUGGCGAGAUGAUGGAUGGAAGGAUGAAGAGAUGAUGGAUGAAGAGAUUAUGGAUGGAGAGAUGGAAGGGUGGAAGGAGAAAGAGACAAUCACUGUCGGGGGGAGAUGACGUCAUCUCGGCCGGAACAGGGAAGGGCUCACCUACACUCACACAAACACACGCCCGCGUGCACGUGAAACGGGCACACGCGUAGCGAUUGUUUGGUCCGCGCCUUCGUUUGUCGAGCACGCGAGUUGUGUGUGUGUGUGCGUGUGUGCGCGUGUGCGCGUGUGUGCGUGUGUGUCCGCGCCUUUUUACGCCAUUCAUGGUCGCCUCCUCGGCAGCUUCCGGCGGGAAAUGGAAGACAUGGAAGUCUUCUUGUCGACCAACAUCGGGAGGAUCCUCGGCUUUGCUCUAGUGUUCCUGUGCAUCUCCGUGCUGGCACAGCCUGCAGAUGUCCAGUGCGAGAACGUCUACAAGGACUUCUCGGACUGCGUCCUGGAGCUGGGAGAGAGCAUGGACAACUACAAGGAGAACGUGACCAGUGAGACCGGAGUGGCGGCUGUGUGCAGCCACUGGGAAGCCUUCCACACGUGCGCCCUGACGGCAUUGUCGGACUGCCGGCAGGAGGUGAGCGCCAUCUGGGAGACGCUGAGGCAGGACGCCAGCAAGAUGCACUUCCAGGGGAACUUGUUCAACCUGUGCAGCCCCAGCUCCGCCCCCACCGCCGCCGCACCCGUGGCAGCGCUCACCCUGCCCCUCACCGCCAUGCUGCUCACCACCGGGCCCAGGUGGUGCCUCAUGUAGGUGUGGCGCCGGGGGUCGGGGUCCAGUCUUCCCGAGCACAUAGAGCCAAGGAACACAUAAAGGUCACAAAUCUCCUUACUAAUCGUGUCUUUCAAAAGCUAUUUUAUCAAAGGAAAUAUUCCAAAAUCGAGCAAUAGCAUCAAUAUGCUUCACUAUGCUAACUGCUAGUUAGCUUAGCUUUUAUGGCGGUUAUAACUUGUUUUGUUUUUUUACACUUUAACUACAUUAAAGUGCUAACAAAACUAACAUUUGAGAAGAUAAUUGUUACACUUCUCAUGAUGUUAACCUGGGCUAAAAAUUCAGUGUUAGUAUUUUUAACAAUUUUGUCACAUUUUAAUGUUGUUUUUACAUGGUUUGUUUCCACACACACACAUCCACAAAAAAUAUAUUUUAUUUAGUGACAAAUGGAAAAAUCGACAAAACUGAUGAAUAAAUGUAAAUAUAAACAUCAUGUUUGCGAGGCUAACUAGCCAAUUUUAGUAUUUUCAACACAUUUAGUCAAGGAAAUUAUGCCAAAUUUUAGUAGCAAAAUUUUACUUAGCAAAUAUUUGAGCUUAA